Messenger RNA from Populus nigra (black poplar), 1804 nucleotides. RefSeq names its product cytochrome P450 94B3-like. Bases 209 to 1738 code for a protein of 509 amino acids. The record is from RefSeq and is a predicted model, not a curated record. The transcript has a single exon. Gene Ontology annotation, molecular function: monooxygenase activity; heme binding; oxidoreductase activity, acting on paired donors, with incorporation or reduction of molecular oxygen. NCBI's taxonomy places the organism in Eukaryota, Viridiplantae, Streptophyta, Magnoliopsida, Malpighiales, Salicaceae.
UCUCUCUCUCUCUCUGUCUUCGGUAUCAAACACAUGCCAAUAAAUUGUAUCAACUCACAACACUGUGUUUGUGUGUAUAUAUAGCCCUUCUUCCCCAUGUCCUUGGAUCAAUCCUACUUUAAGCUACUCUAGUACAAAAACAAGCAAAACUCUCUCGAUAAUCCUCACCAAAAAUCAAGGAGAAAAACUCUGUCCAAAAGAGCUAGCCAUGUUCAUCUUUCUCAUUAUCUUUUGCAAUCUAGGGUUUUACCUUCUCUCUUUCUUCUUCUCAGUCCUUCAAGAAUUCUACGCCUCUCAAACAAAACCACCCACCACUCAUGGCCCUCCUUCUUAUCCCAUUAUAGGCUGCCUAAUCUCUUUCUACAAGAAUCGCCGCUGCCUUUUAGACUGGUACACCAAUCUUUUGUCGGUUUCACCAACACAAACCAUUGUGGUGCAGCGGUUAGGUGCCCGCCGCAUUAUUGUCACGGCCAAUCCGGAAAAUGUUGAGUACGUCCUCAAGACCAACUUCAUGAACUUCCCUAAAGGAAAACCCUUUACUGAAAUCCUUGGGGACCUUCUAGGGUGCGGCAUAUUCAAUGCUGAUGGUGAAUUAUGGAGCACUCAACGUAAGUUGGCUAGCCAUGAGUUCAGCACCAAGUCUUUGAGAGAAUUCGUUGUUAUGACACUACAAGAAGAGGUGGAAAAUCGUCUAAUACCGUUGUUAGAAGAGGCCGUGGAAGCUAAGAGUGUAUUGGAUUUGCAAGAUUUGUUGAGGAGAUUUUCAUUUGAUAUUGUUUGUCGAGUUUCUCUGGGGACUGAUCCUUCUUGCUUGGAUCUUUCACGGCCCAUCCCGCCGCUUGUUAAAGCAUUUGAUGCUGCUUCAGAAAUAAGCGCUAUGCGUGGAAUGGCGCCAGUUUAUGCUGUGUGGAAGGCCAAGAAACUCUUCAAUUUAGGGGCUGAGAAAAAACUGAAAGAAGCAAUCAAGCUUGUUCAUGAUUCAGUCUCAGAAAUUGUUAAGACCAAGAAGAGGGUUCUUGAAAAUGAUAGAGAAGGAAAAUUGGAAAGUGAUCUUCUUUCAAGAUUAUUACUAGCAAGGCACGGCGAGGAAGUUGUUAGAGAUAUGGUGAUAAGCUUCAUCAUGGCAGGGAGAGAUACAACGUCAGCAGCAAUGACUUGGCUAUUUUGGUUGCUUUCAAAGCAUCGAAACUCUGAGGAAAUGAUCGUGAAAGAAGUAAAAUCAUUGCUUGACGAUGGUGAAAAGGCAAUUGAUUAUGAAGUUUUAAAAGGCAUGAAUUUCUUGAAGGCAAGUUUAUGUGAGUCCAUGAGGCUGUACCCUCCAGUUCCAUGGGACUCAAAGCAUGCUAUUAUUGAUGAUGUCUUGCCGGACGGAACUUCUGUCAGAAAGGGAGAUAGAGUGACCUAUUUUCCCUACGGAAUGGGCAGAAUGGAAAAAUUGUGGGGUAAGGACCGGUUUGAAUUUAGACCAGACCGGUGGUUUCAAGAAAUCGGUAAUGAUCAGACAUUGAAAUCGGUGAGUCCAUAUACGUUUCCUGUCUUUCAAGCCGGUCCAAGGGUGUGCCUGGGCAAGGAGAUGGCUAUGAUACAGAUGAAAUAUGUGAUGGCUUCCGUAUUGAGGCGGUUCGAGAUCAAACCGGUUUUUGAUAACGAACCGGUUUUUGCUCCUCUAUUGACAGCUCAUAUGGUUGGUGGGUUGAAGGUUAUGGUCAAGAGAAGGAAUGGAAAUGGUGAUAUAUGAAAUAAAUUAUAGGAUAUCAUGUUGCAUUUGUAAUUAAUAUAUGUGUGGCCAUGUAAUUUGCUUUUA